AUGGUAGCCGACGAAAUGGCCAACGAUGCCACCACAAAUAAUAUGGCAAAGGAACGCCCAGUUUUUAUUCCGCCACGUAAACGUCAAGCAAACAAAAAAGCAAACGGCACACAAAAUUAUGUGGAUCACAUAGCCAAUGUACAGAACCGUCAAAAACUGUCUCCCUCCAACAAUGGCCUAGAGGAGGAUCUGCUCAACACGAAAUUGUUACUCAAAAACAAACAACCACUGCCACAAAUUCCCGUAAAAAAUGGCGAUGCCGAUAUCAAAUCGGCACAGUCAGCCCAAUCGGUGGAUAAUAUUUAUGUAGACGAUAAUGAACUCAAUAAUUUCGAAAGUGUUUCGCAGGGAACCAAAUCCACACAACGUCAUGAAUCAUCAACGGUAACUCCUUCCAGCUACUCGGAGAGUAGUUUGGAUGUGAAACUAAGUAAGUCGCACGAUUGCCUGAGUAAUCGAUCUUCCUCGAAGAAGAGGGUGAAUAUACGCACAGACUUACCACAGCUGCGUAGUGCUCGCAAUUCCCCAGAUCAGGCCACAAACUAUGAGGAUUUGGAAUCGGGUGAGACCAGUGUUUUGAAUACUUACGAUCAUUCAUUGGAAAGAUAUCAGACGGCCAGAAAAUCCAUGGAUAGCACAAAUUAUUUAACCAUGACCGGAACCAUUAAACGAGGCCGCAAAAAGGGUCAAAGUUUUGAUCUUCAAUUGAACUUGAGUCGUGAUGAAUUGGAGAAAAUCAAUGCGGUGGCCAUGAGUAGUGUGCAACAAAAAAAGGAGAAUCUCUGCUGCAAAUGUUCCCUUAGUACUGGUUUGCAUGUCUUCCUGCUAUCGCUGAUCUGCUUGCCUUUUGUAUCGGUUAUAUCGGGUAUAUAUAGUUUCUAUAUAGGCACCAUUACCUGGUACAACGUUUUCAAUUAUAUGCAUGAGGAGAAAUCGAUAAUUAUGCGUUUGCUGAUGUCUCCCAUAUUGGUGGCAGCCUAUCCAAUCUAUAUAGUGGGCUGUAGUUUCGGUCUGGCCCUUUAUUCAGGCUUUGUACAGCUUAGUUUUCAAUUCUCCAGUUGGGCCAAUGAAAUAGCCGAUGUAGAAAAGGGUUUCUAUGGCUGGCUAUGCUCAUUUUUACAUCUAUCAGAUUGUAGUCCAUACGAAGUGGUUAUAUUAACCGAUAUUAGAGAGGAAUCCGCAAUACAAGCGCCACGUUUAGAGAUACAAACAUCAAAUGAAGAGUUGACGCUUUAAGGAGACGGUGAGAGAGUUAGAGAAAGAGAAAAGGGAGAAAAAGUAAGCGAGAGUAUUUAGGGUUGCAUUAUUGCACCACAUAGUUAGCUCCAAUUCACACUAGACUAUAUUACUUGCGGCAGUUCUCAGUUUGCAGUAGAGAGAGGGGUAAAAGCAAGGAUCACCUUUGCCAUUUUCCUGGAAGUGGCAAAGGUAAUCAUCUGAUAAUUGUCGUAACUUAAAUUGCGAGAAGUAAAUUGGGUGUUAUACAGUGAAAAAUGCUUAUCUUUCGAUAUCCUACAGCCGAUAACUUACAAUUUUCAUUCUUAAAGUUAAAACAAAUCAAUUGGCCAUGGCGAAACAAUUAAUGGUAGUCUCAUUUGUACAACAACCACAAAUCAUAUGGUGCAAUCCGCCAUGUUGUCAUCAAGCUGAUCGACGUUUUGCCAUCACACUCAAAGGAAUUUGUGUGCGUAUGUGUACAUGUGUGAGUACAUGAGCAGAGAAUAUGCGAGAAACAAGAUAUGAACAAAGAGAAUUUAAUGAGCAGUGUAAACGGGGUUUAAGAUUAAAAUAGUCCAAGUUCUGUGUAGUACAAAAUAUGAGUAUUAUGUUUUGGAUAUUUUUUUUCAGUGCAAAUGAACUGAUUAAAACCAGAGAUCGACCUUCUUGCAAAAUCGAUAACAGUCUAUUACUCAAAAUGUGCGGCACUAAGCCAUUACUCACAGCAAUUCAUUUGCAGGUAGUGUACCGCAGGCAGCUGAGUAUUUUUUUUUCGCGGAGUACACUAUCAUUCAACGAAUUUUCAUAACAUUCGGUUGUAUGUGUGCAUUAUAGUUAAGAGCCAUAACACAACAAACAAAAAUGGCGUGAACUACCGAGCUAAGAAAAUUUUCCGAUUGCUGUCCGACAAUCGAAUGCAUCACCCGAUAACGUAUCCGAUGUCUUGCCGACAUCGUAACUAAAAACGAGAGAAGUGGUUGUCACGUUGUCGGAACGACACGGUUGAGGGAAAUCUGAUAUAUAUACAGCCAUAUCGAACGGAUAUCGGUGUAAAAUUUUACUUUGUACCGAAUUUGUAGGCGAUUUUUUGACGAAUCUCUUACAAAAUGCGGACGUAUCGGUCCGAUUUCGGACAACGCACUGACACUCAUCCAAAAUAGUCAAAUAUCAACAUAAAAAACAAAACAAGUCAUUUUAAUUCUAAAUAAAUGUUUCUCCGAGUUCAUAAAUGUGAUUUUAUUAAAUUCCUAAGAAAUUUUUGCAUUGCAGAACGUUUACUCAUUGAAUAGAUAUUUUGCGUUCUUCCUCCUUUAGUUUUGUCAUUCAGAUUGAAUGAUGAUACCAUAUGUUUUAAUAAAUGACGAUAGUAAGCGGCGAUAAGAUUAGCCGUUUAGCUAAUCGGGGAUGGAUUUUUUCUCCAUACAAACUAAGCGAGAAAAUCCGCUUAUUGAGUAAAUAAAACACAUCAACUGCUCUUUAAAUCCAGAUUUAAUGACUCGAUCAUUUGUUCAUCUGUAAUGAGCAGUGUAAACGUGGUUAAAUGAAACCAUUUUCAGCACAGACUCUAUAUUUAUUGUCUGUGGUUUUCAAUAGGCGAGGAUAGAAAAAGUUAGUAGUUAUUUGCUAGAUGCUUACUUAUAUGCUAGAAUGGAUAGAACUUUGAAACCGUUUGCAAUAAGAAUAGGAGAGAGAGAGAGCAAAAGCAAUUAUCUGCUAGUUGCUUGAUUAACCGUCAUAUUUUUGCAUAGAAAUGAAAAGUGAUAAAAAUACAGUUUUUUAAUUAAAAAUAAUGCAAUUGCAAUAAAGAAGAAGAAGAAGAUAAACAUAUUAAUGCGAACAUGACGGUUUCUUUAGAAAAAAUGAUCCAAGUGUGAUAUAUCGGAUAUAAAGUUUAUACAUAAAAUACACAUACAUUACUUAUAUUGAAAACAAGAAACCAAAAAGUUACAAAUUCUAUAAUCCUUUUGAAUAAAUUAACAAACCAAAAAGAAAACAAAACAAAUGUUGGAAUUCCUUAAGUAAAACUAAAA
Molecule: messenger RNA, 3248 nt
Organism: Stomoxys calcitrans (stable fly)
Lineage: Eukaryota; Metazoa; Arthropoda; Insecta; Diptera; Muscidae
Exons: 2
Coding region: 1-1236 (411 amino acids)
Source: RefSeq, a predicted model, not a curated record